Saccostrea cuccullata (small rock oyster) is the source of this 2217-nucleotide messenger RNA. RefSeq names its product E3 SUMO-protein ligase ZBED1-like. Gene Ontology annotation, molecular function: protein dimerization activity; DNA binding. Lineage: Eukaryota; Metazoa; Mollusca; Bivalvia; Ostreida; Ostreidae. Bases 1 to 2217 code for a protein of 738 amino acids. The record is from RefSeq and is a predicted model, not a curated record. The transcript has 5 exons.
AUGGAAACGCAGCUUACUGAGGUUGAUACCUCUUUAUUAUUUUUCUACCAUGGUAUGGUAGAUGACGGUCAAUAUGAUGUGAUUUUUGCCAUUGAAUUUUUGGAUUUUUUAACAAGUGUCAUGGAGCCAAACAGUACAGGUUGUCUUAAAACAGCUCUCAUAGGAAUGGUUAUCUCCCUUCCCAGCAUCAUGGCAUUUGGUGUCUGUCCAUUAGUAAAAGUGGGACAAAAUCCAAGGUCAAGGAGUGAGGUAUGGAAAUAUUUUACUGUUAUUGAAAAUAAUGGUAAAAAGAAGGUUAAAUGCAAUCUUUGUGCCAUUGAACUGUCUUAUGCAGGGGGAAGCACAGGCACUAUGAUGAACCACAUUAAAUUCAAGCAUAAAUCGACUAACUUAAGCAAACCAGUCGCCCAGCAGUUAAAACAAGCACCGAUAACUGCUUUCAGAUCUCCUCUUCUAUCAGUCACAAGAGAGAAAUAUCAGAAAAUUACACAAAAACUAGCAUUAAUGUGUGCACGUGAUCUACGACCAUUGAGUAUUGUAGAGGGGAGAGGGUUUCAGGAAUUCUGCACAGAGCUGAAUCCGCAAUUUAAAGUUCCAUCCCGCACAACCGUUUCAAAUUAUGUCACUCUCCAAUACAAUGAUGCUGUUCAAAAUUUAAAAGACGUCAUUAAAAACCAAAUUGCUGUUGCGUUUACGUCUGAUCACUGGACUAGUCUGGCGACAGAAGGUUACAUAACAAUGACGGCUCAUUUUGUUGAUGACCAAUGGAACUAUCGUAACUCGGUUCUAGCUACAAGAAAAGUUACAGAGCGACACACAGGAGAAAAUACGGCAAAUGAAAUCCGUUCAAUUUCAAAUGAGUUUGGAGUUAACAACACACAGAUAUGUGCUAUAGUGACGGAUAAUGCUUCGAAUAUGGUGUCCUGUGUUGAGCAUCUUCGGUGGGAACACAUUCGAUGCUUUGCUCACACAUUGCAGUUAGCAAUUCGCGGUGGGUUCGAUAAUGCGAGUUCUCUAUCGAAAACAAUUGCUGCAACAAAGAAACUUGUUUCUCAUUUUAGAAAAUCGGUUAUUGCUACUAACGAAUUGCAUGUUCGACAGAAACAAAUGUCCCUCCCUGAGAACAAUUUGAUCAUUGACUGUCCUACGCGUUGGAAUAGUACAUUUGAUAUGUUUGAGCGUCUGCAGGAGCAACGUAUGGCUGUGUAUGCUGUUCUGCAUGAUAAAAAAGUUACCAAAGAAAAUGACGCCAGAAUUCUCGACUUAAGUGAUGGACAGUGGUUAAUUUUGGAAGGAAUGAUAACAGUGCUGCGGCCAUUUUAUAUGGCGACAAGAGUGAUGUGCAGCGAGGAGUACCCAAAUGUAAGUGGUGUAUAUCCAAUACUUUACAGCCUACUCAACAAACACCUAACUUCCACGGACUCGGAUUGCGUUGCCGUGGCCUCAUUUAAGAGACACGUAAAGUCUGAUUUGGAAAGCAGAUUUUCAAUUGGUUCUGAAGUUGAAAGCGUUCCGAUGCUUUGCUCAUUCUUGGAUCCACGGUACAAAUCCCUCCCCUUUUUGUCUGAGGAGAAGAGAACUGUUGUGCAGGAAGCAAUCAAAUCCUAUUUUCAGCGUGACACAACUGAUAUUCUACCCAAUGAACCAGCUGCUGAAAAAUCCUGUUCGGAUUUACAGAAUAAUUCACAAGAAUAUGAACCAACGACCAAGCGUGGGCGUAUUAAUCAGGAUGAUAUGUCGUACUUGCUUGGAGAAUACUAUGAAACUGAUUGUGAAAUUGUUGCCCCGGCAACAAUUGAAGAUGAAAUCAAGUUAUAUGUGUCGGAAAAAAUUGUAAAUAGGAAAUCCAACCCUUUUAUUUGGUGGAAGAAAAAUACUGAAACCUACAAGAAGCUAUCUAUGUUAGCCCGGAAAUUACUCUGCAUUCCUGCGACCUCGGUUUCCUCAGAGCGCGUAUUUUCUACCGCCGGGGGCACAGUUACCAAGCUGCGAGCAUCGCUUGACUCGGACUCGGUCGACAAGCUUGUUUUCUUGAAUAAGCAGUUGAAACAAGAGGAAAAAAUUGCAAUUGCAGUAGCUCAGGAAACUUUAUCAUCUACUCCCGGUCCCGAGAUUAUUCAGGUGAAACAGGAACCAAAGUCCCCUCCUCGGCCAAAUCAAGAAACACCCGAAACAGGAAUGCCUUCACUGCCAACACUCCCCAUAUUUGAUGACUGA